Messenger RNA from Impatiens glandulifera, 399 nucleotides. RefSeq names its product metalloendoproteinase 2-MMP-like. The transcript has a single exon. Gene Ontology annotation, cellular component: extracellular matrix. Bases 1 to 399 code for a protein of 132 amino acids. Gene Ontology annotation, biological process: extracellular matrix organization; proteolysis; collagen catabolic process. The record is from RefSeq and is a predicted model, not a curated record. NCBI's taxonomy places the organism in Eukaryota, Viridiplantae, Streptophyta, Magnoliopsida, Ericales, Balsaminaceae. Gene Ontology annotation, molecular function: zinc ion binding; metalloendopeptidase activity.
AUGAAUGCAAUUUAUAAUGCGUUUGGCAGUUGGCAAGGGGUCACGAGGUUCAAUUUUAUGGUAAGUUAUGGAAAGCCAGAUAUUCUAAUAAGUUUCACUAGUUUCCCUAGUGAGGAUUAUGAGCCAUUUCUACGGCACUCAGGAAUAAUGGCUUACGCAGAUCUUCCCCCUAAAGGAAAGCUCCAUUUCAGGGCAGACGUUCCUUGGUCGAACGCAGCAAGUGGUGAUAAAAUGGACAUUGAAACAAUUGCGGUGCAUGAGCUAGGACACAUACUUGGUCUUAGGCAUAUUAAUGUUCCUUCUGCCGUAAUGUGGCCAUAUUCAGAAUUAGGGGUUAUCAAAAGAAAAUUAUAUCGUGAUGACAUCCUCGCAAUUAAGGCAUUGUACAAUUUUCGUUAG